Molecule: messenger RNA, 3513 nt
Organism: Calidris pugnax (ruff)
Lineage: Eukaryota; Metazoa; Chordata; Aves; Charadriiformes; Scolopacidae
Product: proline-rich protein 36-like
Exons: 10
Coding region: 1-3513 (1170 amino acids)
Biological process (GO): positive regulation of protein ubiquitination; adherens junction maintenance
Source: RefSeq, a predicted model, not a curated record
AUGCCGUGCUGUGCCACCCCCUGCCGUGGGGCGUUGCGGGCGCUGGCGGUGACCGGGAAGGUGUUGCUCACCCGCUCCUCCUCCUCCUCCUCCUCCUCCUCCUCCACCUCAAGUCCCAACACGUCCCGUGGCCCGGGCGCAGCAGAGCCGGCAGCGGCGGCGAGCGCCCAGGACCCUCUGAGCGCCCUGGAGCGGGACCUGGCGCUGCAGCUGCAGAUCGCCCGCGCCGCCCAGCGCCUCUGCCGCGAGGAGAACAUCAGCAAGAGGCUGCGCAAGCGGCGGCAGACGGCCGCGCUCCUGGAGGAGCAGAAGCUCAAGGACCUGGAGAACGUCCUCAACCAGCGCCGGCUCCUGGCUGGUCGGCGGCCCCUCUCCGUCCCCGCUGGAACCGGUGCCGUCGAGGGAAUGCACCCUAAACUUCGUCCUGGUGACCGCACCCCCAUGAUUGCACCCCAAAACCCCAUCCCCACUGAAUGCACCCCCGUGAUUGCACCCCAAAACCUCAUCCCAGGUGACUACACCCCCAUGAUUGCACCCCAAAACCUCACCCCAGGUGACUGCAACCCCAUGCUUGUGCCCCCACACUUCACCCCUGCUGAUUGCACCCCCAUGAAUGCCCCCCAAAAUCUCAUCCCAGGUGACUGCACCCCCAUGCUUAAAACCUGCCCCACCACCCCCUUGAGCCGGGCAGGCUGGGAGCUGCCCGCCGCCACACCGGCAACGGGGCUGGGCAGAGCCGGCCCGGCCGGUACCGUCACCGUCCCGCAGCGUGUCGGGACACGCGGGGUGGGGGAGCGGGAGCCGAGGCCUCCGGGGACGCGGUGGGUGGCAGCGGGUGCCGUGGGAGAGUUUUGGCAGCCGCCGGCGGCCCCGGCCCCGUUCUCACCCCUUCCCGGUCCCGUUCUUCCCGUUCCCGGUCCCGUUGGUCCCGUUCCCCCCACCCCCGGGGGUCCCGCAGAGCUCAGCGCCUCCGACGAGAGCUCCCUCUCCGAUGGUGUCCUGCUGGAGGAGGAAGAGACGCGGCCGCCGGGAUCUGCCGCCCCACGGAGGUCCCCGUCCCCCAAAGAGCCCACCCAAGCGGAGGGGUUGGGGACCCCCCCUCUGCCCCCCAACCUCUGGAGGGAGACCAGCCUCGACAGAGCCUACGAGAAGGCCACCAAACCCGGCGUCGACCCCCGGGAUGGGGAAGCACGGGGGUCCUGGUGCUACCCCGGGUCUCCGCCGGCCGCCCCCGGCAGCCCCGGCCCCGCGGUCUCACCGGUGCCCAGGGUGGGGGACGUCCCUCCCCACCGCUUCGUCCCCCUCAGGACCCUGGUGCUGAACCGGCCGGUGGGCUCCAGCGCUCCCAGCACCCCAGAGCCAUCCAGCCGGAGGGGACAGUCCCAGUCCCUGAGGGUGGAGACGUGCUGGCAGCCCGGGGAGCCGCGGGGCCGCAGCGCCGUCCCCCGCCGCCGCCCCACCUACUACACGGUGACGGUGCCCACCUCCUGCCUGACCCCCCAAAACCCCCCGACCCACCGCUCCGGCUCCGACGACAGCAUCUCCGACCUCUCCAGCAUCUCCCACGCCACCUCCCCGGGCAGCAGCAGCCCCGACGUCUCCUUCCCGCGCCCCCCGCUCCCCCUGGCCCAACCCGGCUACCACCCCCGGGGUGCCCCCCGCCUCCUGCCCCCCGCCGGACCCCCGACUUUCCUCUACGAGCAGGAUUUGGCCCCUUUGCGCUACCAGAGGCUGGUGGCCUCCCACAGCCGCAUCGUGCGCACCCCCUCGCUCAAGGACUACGCGCCGGCGGGGGGUGGCCGGGGGGUCUCCAAGGCGGCCGUCACCGAGGAGCUCCUGUCCUGGCACCAGCGGGCACGGCUGAGGGGUGCCCGGCCCCACUCCCUCGACCGGCAAGGGGCCUUUCGGGGACCCCGCGGUGGGACCCCCCGGGAGGUGCCCAUCACCCGUGGAGUCCUGUCCUGGGCACAGCCCCCACCAUGGCCACCCUUUCCCCGGGACGUGGUGACCCGUGGUCCUCCUGCCCGCAGGGUGGAGACGUGCUGGCAGCCCGGGGAGCCGCGGGGCCGCAGCGCCGUCCCCCGCCGCCGCCCCACCUACUACACGGUGACGGUGCCCACCUCCUGCCUGACCCCCCAAAACCCCCCGACCCACCGCUCCGGCUCCGACGACAGCAUCUCCGACCUCUCCAGCAUCUCCCACGCCACCUCCCCGGGCAGCAGCAGCCCCGACGUCUCCUUCCCGCGCCCCCCGCUCCCCCUGGCCCAACCCGGCUACCACCCCCGGGGUGCCCCCCGCCUCCUGCCCCCCGCCGGACCCCCGACUUUCUUCUACGAGCAGGAUUUGGCCCCUUUGCGCUACCAGAGGCUGGUGGCCUCCCACAGCCGCAUCGUGCGCACCCCCUCGCUCAAGGACUACGCGCCGGCGGGGGGUGGCCGGGGGGUCUCCAAGGCGGCCGUCACCGAGGAGCUCCUGUCCUGGCACCAGCGGGCACGGCUGAGGGGUGCCCGGCCCCACUCCCUCGACCGGCAAGGGGCCUUUCGGGGACCCCGCGGUGGGACCCCCCGGGAGGUGCCCAUCACCCGUGGAGUCCUGUCCUGGGCACAGCCCCCACCAUGGCCACCCUUUCCCCGGGACGUGGUGACCCGUGGUCCUCCUGCCCGCAGGGUGGAGACGUGCUGGCAGCCCGGGGAGCCGCGGGGCCGCAGCGCCGUCCCCCGCCGCCGCCCCACCUACUACACGGUGACGGUGCCCACCUCCUGCCUGCCCCCCCAAACCCCCCCGACCCACCGCUCCGGCUCCGACGACAGCAUCUCCGACCUCUCCAGCAUCUCCCACGCCACCUCCCCGGGCAGCAGCAGCCCCGACGUCUCCUUCCCGCGCCCCCCGCUCCCCCUGGCCCAACCCGGCUACCACCCCCGGGGUGCCCCCCGCCUCCUGCCCCCCGCCGGACCCCCGACUUUCCUCUACGAGCAGGAUUUGGCCCCUUUGCGCUACCAGAGGCUGGUGGCCUCCCACAGCCGCAUCGUGCGCACCCCCUCGCUCAAGGACUACGCGCCGGCGGGGGGUGGCCGGGGGGUCUCCAAGGCGGCCGUCACCGAGGAGCUCCUGUCCUGGCACCAGCGGGCACGGCUGAGGGGUGCCCGGCCCCACUCCCUCGACCGGCAAGGGGCCUUUCGGGGACCCCGCGGUGGGACCCCCCGGGAGGUGCCCAUCACCCGUGGAGUCCUGCCCUGGGCACAGGGGCAGCCCCCAGGAGAUGCCGUGUGGGGAAGGGGGGGUGCCCCGUCGGCGCUGGGGGUGCCCCGAGGCCCCGGUGACGGGCGGGUGUCCCCAGCGGCGGGGGGCGAGGACUGCCUGUGGUACGUGGACAGGAACGGGGCCUGGCACCCGGGCUUCGACUGCCCGCCCUUCAGCUUCUGCUGCGGCACCUGCCACCAGCGCCUCUGCUGCCACGACCCCCUGCGCCUCAUCACCGAGCGCCAGCAGCGCCACUGCCUCGCCUUCAGGUGA